CCCACACGCUCUCCACACUUUUCAGCUUAACUCACACUCAUCUCAUCUCUUAUUUCUAACCGGUACAAAUGGUACAAACAAAGAAGUUCCGAGGCGUCCGCCAACGACACUGGGGUUCUUGGGUAUCCGAGAUUCGCCACCCGUUAUUGAAAAGAAGGGUGUGGCUAGGGACAUUUGAAACAGCAGAAGAAGCGGCAAGAGCUUAUGACGAGGCCGCCAUUUUAAUGAGCGGCCGCAAUGCCAAAACUAAUUUUCCAGUGGCCAAUGGUCAAACAUCUAGCGACGGUGAUGCUCCUGCCACUACCACUACAGCUACUGGUCUCUCGGCUCUACUAAAUGCUAAGCUGCGCAAGUGUUGUAAGUCCCCCUCGCCGUCCCUAACUUGUCUUCGGCUAGACAACGAGAGUUCUCACAUUGGAGUGUGGCAGAAACGGGCUGGUGUUCACUCGGAAUCUAAUUGGGUCAUGACUGUUGAGCUUGGAAAGAAGAAUGAUAAGAUUGAGAUGGGGAGAAAUACCGAAACUCCGGUGGUGGUAGAUACGCCGCAGAUGAUGUCAGGAAGAGGCGGCGAUGAAGAGGAUGCGAUUGCGUUGCAAAUGAUUGAGGAACUCCUCAACACAAACUGAUGGACCAAACAACAAAAUUAAACCUUAAACAUAACUCUAAUAUUGUGUUACUCCAAAGAGGUGGGAGCUUCAUUGGACAUUUGAGCUUUUUACAUCAUCUAAGUAUCAUGUGUUACUCUCAGUCUAGUUUCAUGAGUAGAAUUCUAUUGUUGCAAUAAGAUUUUUUCAAUAGA
Molecule: messenger RNA, 799 nt
Organism: Helianthus annuus (common sunflower)
Lineage: Eukaryota; Viridiplantae; Streptophyta; Magnoliopsida; Asterales; Asteraceae
Product: ethylene-responsive transcription factor WIN1-like
Exons: 2
Coding region: 69-626 (185 amino acids)
Biological process (GO): regulation of DNA-templated transcription
Molecular function (GO): DNA binding; DNA-binding transcription factor activity
Source: RefSeq, a predicted model, not a curated record